Molecule: messenger RNA, 5057 nt
Organism: Parnassius mnemosyne (clouded apollo)
Lineage: Eukaryota; Metazoa; Arthropoda; Insecta; Lepidoptera; Papilionidae
Source: the annotation of a GenBank genome assembly
AGUGUAGCGGCGGGAGAAUAAGGGAAAGCUCGCUUGUACAAAGUCGCUCCCGAGCUGAAACCGCGAAAUUUUUUGUAACAUUUAGCAUCGAAAAAAGCGCUUAGCUAAAUUACACAGUCAGAAAAAAAUAAAAAACGCGGAUAUUUUCCCCUUUUUUCUUUAAUUAAAUAACAACUUUACUGCAAUAAAGUAUUAGUGUAUGAAAUCAGAUCAAAUUGUAUAUUUAGCUGGAACACAAUGACAAGAUUGAGAACAAAAAAUUCUUUGGCGAUGCUUGAUCAACUGAGCACCAAUGUCGCCACCUCCACCGCGACAACGACAGCCGCUACUAACGUUGGGUCGGUCACCAAGUCCAACACAAACGGGAACAAAAGACCAACCAUCAUCAUUUAUCCGACUGAGAGCGAGCAAGACGUCGUAACUGUGAAUUAGAUCGUGGAGAAUUAUCAGUGGUGCGACUGUCGCCGAUGAAGAGCCGAGUACGUGCCGUGAGUCUAGUGCGCUCACCUCGACCAUUACCAACUCUUGAGCUCGACACCGUAUUAGAAGAACGUUCCGACCCUGAACAGACUACACUUUCUCAAGUAAAUGAAAUAAUAAUAUAUUUUUUAGUAGAUACUUUGUUUCAAAUUAGCAGCGUCAUAUCGGAAUACAUUCUGCAAUAGUAAAUACCUGUCACCGGCGAUGUUAAUUCCUGCCUAAUCGUAAAUACCUCCAUACAACGGGAGAGAUCCAUGUACAGCUGUGGACUUAUAAGUGACUUAUUAAGGAAGAAAAAAUGUAAAAGAAAUUGACUAUCAUCAAUUAUUAGUAAGUUUUUUUUUAUAUACGAGAAGGGGCAAUCUCUGAUCAGCCAGAAAACUGGUGAUCCAAUUGCAUAAUUUCUCAGAAAGCCCAUAGAAAGGAAGCUUCGAAAGAAGCGCUUUGUGUCAGACCCGAUCGAAGGCCAUCGCUAUGUCCAAACUUUCGGCCAAUGCCUCCCCUUUGGACUCGAUCACCUGUGGCCAUCUAUGUGUUAGGUAAACAAGAAGAUCACCAGCUGAGCGUCCCCGACGGAAACCGUACUGGCGGUCACUAAUCAGCUGAUGCUCCUCAAGGUACAACAUGAGAUGGCAGUUAAUAAAGGACUCCAUUAUUUGCGAGAACAAAUAUAUGAUGGCGAUAGGCCUGUAGUUGGACGGAUUAGAGCGGUUACCAUUUUUAGGGAUUGAGUGCACGAAAGCUGUCCUCCAUGAAUUCGGGACAACACCUAGGGAGUACAAGUACCGGAAAAGACGCGUAGGAACCGGUGCCAACUCUGGCUGGCACUUCCCCAGCACAAUUGGCGGGAUUCCGUCAGGCCCACUCGACUAGUGUAUUUCUAGGGAGAGGAGUGCUUUACGUACAGAGUACUGUGUGAAUCAAACACCAGACAUAGAGCACUCUCACGUCGGUAUGGUCGGCGAUGUGCUCCCCCCGUCAUCGUGAGUCGAGUUGGACACAAAAAGGGAACCUAAAAUGUCGGCUUUCUCUUUUGCGACGUGGGCCAGUGAGUCAUCCUUCCUGUGCAGAGAUGGUAGAAAUUCCAUUGAACAGCAUUGGCGAGAGACCAGAAGCCAGGGGUUCCCGAAGGAAGGUGAUCUAGUUUCUCGCCAAUUCUGCAUAUGGUGCUCUGACUUUACCCUCGCAAUAACUCUUUUGAAGGACCUGGAGGCGAAAAUAUACUUCUUUUUAAGCAUGCUGGUGUUUACAUCCCGGCUCGGGCCCAGGCCUGAUAACACUCCUGCUUACUGCGUAAUGCAGUCUUACAGGAGCGACCAAACCAAGGCUGAGAUCUGCCUCUAAUGGGUACCACAGAUGAUGGAAUAAAUAGUUCUAUUCCCUGUAGCACCACAUCAGUGACAGAGUCAGCAACAGCGCUAGGAUCAUUCGGCAAAGAGCAAACCCACCCCCACGGGUAGAAUGCAAAGAAUGGCCGCAUUCCGUCCCAAUCCCCCGACCUGUAAUGCCAAACACGGCGAGAGCCACCCGUAAACACGGGGAUGUCUAUGCGCAGCCAAAGGAUGGACAGGUCCGUACCUUCAAGACAGUAAGUAGUCAGUUUUAAACAUAUAUACGAGUACGUCUUAGUGAUGGGAUCAGGCGUCCUCGUAUAAGCAUGAGUAUUUAUGUUACACGAUAUAAUUGUCAAUUGUAAGCCGAUUUUGAUGUUCUUUUUUUAUUAAAUAUAUUAUAGAUUAGAAGAAUUGCUACAUAAAUUUGAAAAAUAAUUUCCACACCUAAUUACAAAAUAAACAUUCAAGGAUGGCAAAUUAGGGGAUUGAAGUAUUCAAUGUAACUAUAUAGUCGAUAUUAGGCCACUCAAAACGGUAAAGAAAUUACUUUAAAAAAAGCCGAUUACAAAGAACUAAAUAGAAAAUAAUUUCACUAUCUUAGCACCGCCCGGGGAAUGUGGAAUUAUUUUAUUAUAUUUAGUUCUUUGAAGUUGGCGUGUACUUUUUAUUAAAAGUUAAUUUUUUACUUAGAGGAUUAUUAAGCAGUAUUUUAAUCUUACAUAGUAAGAAAAAGUAAUAACUUAUGAAACGCUUUAGUUAAGGGAAUUUCACAAGUUACGUAUUAUUUUGUUUUAUUUAUCAUAUUAGAAAACUUACAGCUAAAACAUCAACUAAUACAUUAAUAAAUAAACGAAAAAGACCAACACAGAUAUUUUCACAGAUAUAAGUAGAUUUUCACAGAUAUAAGUAAAGCAGUAAAUAUUUAUCAUGUUGAUGAAAAUGAAUAAUUUUUGAGUUUUAUAUUCAAGUGUUAUUACAUUGCACCAAGGGAACAAGCUACAUAUACAUACAUAUAUAUACGUCACGCCUGUAAUCACCGAAGGGCUCGGAUUACGCUAACCAACAAAAAUAUGGUUGUAGAUGGAAAAUUGUGAAAGAAGUGAUAGAUUGCUAACCUAACGCCCUCACCAUCAUAAACCCAAUGGUAGCACAUUCAUUUUCUUCAUUUUUACAUAAACAUUCAUUCUUACAUAAACAUGAGGCCUAUAAGUCUCACACUAACAUGGGACAUGUUAUACCCUAGAUAUUAUUUUCAGGUGGACAUUACACCGGACCGAGAAGUGGGUACGAUAUUAUUCAGUGCAAUAGGUGCAGUAGGAACGGCGGCAGCCGCAGCGGCGGCAUGCGCUCGUGACAGCUAGCGGCGAGACUCGGCGCAGCUCGGCGCACGCUCGCCGCUUUGGGCCGCGCUCACCAGCCAGCCACUCGACGAGGACGAUGCUCAAGAUCCUUCCUACGACAGCUAACAAGAACUGGACGAUGGCUCCGUCGCUGACAUCGGCAAGCGCAUGCAGAUGUUCUUGGACAUUCCACUAAGAUUUUAGUUUGUCGUCAUGUCAAGUCAGUGUCAGGACAUACGAAGUUUAACUAUAUUUCGGUACAAAAUGUGACUCUUGAGAACUUAGAGAGUGAAGCCUGUAUACGUCAAUUUUAAUGUCUGUUUAUUUUUAAUUUAUUGAUCAAAGUGUACAUACAUAUUUUUAUUUUAUUUGUACCAUUAAACAAAAAAUUGUAUUGGUACUCAUGGUGUAAGGCUUUGUUAUUUAUAUCGUACAAAUUUUUGUAACACGGAUAUCAUUUUAGCUUAAGCGUUUUUAAAAAACUUUCCUAGUAAACAUAUUCUAAAAAAUGUGUGAAAAUUACGGUAGUCUUACGUGUCGUGUACAUUUUGACAUAUCUUUACACACGUUGCUAUUUCAAAUACUUGCAGGGAAUUGCUUGUAAAUUAACCAAAAAUAAAAAUAAAAUAUUUAAAUAAAAAUUAAAUAAGUCGACGUCUGCAACCAAAUUAUUUCACUCGCUUAAGUGUUAACAGCCAUAAGUUGAAACAAGAAAUCGAAUUUGCCUCGAGACACCAGUUAUUUAAAAAAAAUCGUCGUGAAUUUUUGGUUGAGUAAAAAUGUGUCUCACCUAUGAUACUUAUAAAUUAUUAUUACAAUGUUUUACAUAAAUAUAAUGAAAUCUUUAGUAAGUUGAUAAACGUUUGUAAAUAAAAUAAUAAAUUUAUAUUUAUUUAAGAACAUUUGUAGAUUACUAGAAAUCGCAAAAUCGGUUAGACUUGAGUUGUGGUCCUUCAACUUUAAUUAAGGUGCUGACUAAGUACCAAACACCAGCUCUAUCAAUUUGAAUAAAACAUCAUAAUAACCAUACUUGAAUAUUUUAUACUUAGUAAUGCGAAGCAACUUUGUAAGAUUGUAACUAAAGGCCAAAGUUAUAUCACAUACUAAAAUGUAUAUAAUUAUGUAUGAUCAGUGGUCACAUAAUAUCACGUUCUAGAUGGAUUCUAGUCGGAAUUACUUCAAAUAUAUACACAUACUAGUAAGGCACGUAGUGCUUUAAGUCCAGAUUAUAAAUUCAUGUAGCGAUCUGGCAAUAUUUUAAGGGACACUUUAAUAGCCUGUUAUCAUGAUGAUAAUAGUGCACCUAAAUCAAAAAUAUUUACUUUCAUUGAUUUAAGCGUUGCAUGAAACAAUAUAAUCAGUCUGUCUUGAAACAAAACAAGGUAAUUCAUUUAAAAUUGACCAAACCAAAAUUCAAUGAAAGUUAAAUGUUUAGGUUUUUUUUAAAUUAAACAUUUAACGUGAAUUGCAAGAUACAUAUAAAAUACCGUCAUAUUCAUUAUAUAUAAUAGUACCUACAAAUAAAUUUAUACAAAUACAUAGAUAUAAGAUAUAGGAUCUGUUUUAGACGUAGUUUUUAAGAGGAUAUCUGGUUUGCGUGAAGUUUAGAGAAUAUAAUAAAAUGAUAAAAAAGAUUAGAAGUCUUACCAGUGUUGAAACAGCUAGGCUAGUUUACUUUAGCUAUUUCCAUAGCAUAAUGGCGUAUGGUAUUUUACUAUGGGGACACGCAGCUGACACUGAAAUUAUAUUUGUUUUACAGAAGAGGGCCAUAAGAGCAAGUUAUGAUUUAAAGCCUAAAGAGUCGCUGCGACAAAAAUUUAAGGAAAUUAAUAUAUUAACUUUGGCCUCUCAAUACAUUUAUGAAAAUGUAAUAUACGUAUACAAAAAUAAAAGUAGUUUUACA